Osmia lignaria (orchard mason bee) is the source of this 5745-nucleotide messenger RNA. RefSeq lists its product as uncharacterized. NCBI's taxonomy places the organism in Eukaryota, Metazoa, Arthropoda, Insecta, Hymenoptera, Megachilidae. Gene Ontology annotation, molecular function: N-acetyltransferase activity. The record is from RefSeq and is a predicted model, not a curated record.
UAUAUGUGUAUCCUGAAUAUGUCUUUAAAAAAAAUCGAGUCGCAUUUCGAUCGAAAGUAACUUCACGAGUCUUACGAGUUCGGCAGAGAAAUUUAUGUGAUUUCAUUCAAAAUUAUUAAUGAUAAAUUCAUGGUGAAAUAUUUGUCGACAGUCUAUUGAAAUAUACGAGAAAAUGAAUAAUUCGAAUCACAAUACGGGGCGUAAGAAAAGCUCGAUCAAGCACUCUGAUUUAUUUGUUUUAAGUCAACAAAUAGUGGAUAUCAGGAGACAACGAUUGUAUCAGAAUUACAGAAGUGCGGAUGCCACUGUGGUGUGGGAACGAAUAUCCCAUAGUUAUCGAAUCGUCGACCUUCAAUUGGACAGAUUUAUCCAAUCUUUACGCUUUGUUCUAGUCCAUUACUGUCAAACUGAGCCACUGGCUCAAGUUGUGGGUUUGUACGACGAUGGUGUAUCAAUGAGAUCCCUUCUCCAUCAGAUUUUCGAUAAAAUGUCUGAAAAUUUGAGCUUUUGCGCUCUUGAAGAUGGAACUUGUGAACUCGUGGGUGUGCUCGUUGCCUCUAUGUUCGAUAAGACUCGAUGCAAAUUCGCAUUAGAGUAUCCUGGAGACGGACUUAGGCAAAUAACGAUAAUGCGAGAUUAUGCCAUUACCAAGGCAAUGUUUUACGAAAUUAUGGGCGCGGAGAAACCGGUGCGUAUUGACAUUCUUUGCGUAAGGUCUGAUCAUCAGAGAAAAGGCAUUGCUACCGCGUUGUUACGUUCCUGUCUUGCUCGAAUCAGUGGUUUCGCGUCUGUUUGUGUCGGGGAAUUCACUUCCGGUGCUUCUCAAACGAUCGCUCAAAGAUUACAGUUCGAGGUACUCUGCGAAUUACCAUAUGAAAACAUGGAGGCUGAAGGACACAGGUACCAAAUUUUCAAAGAUUGCUAUCCUGAGAAUUAUUCCAUCGCUUGUAUGGCUGUGAAAAUAUUGCCACCACCACCACGAUAUCAGCCAUCGAUAAAGUCUGUCUCUCUGCAUACACAGAAGCCGAAGAAGCGCAAGAAGACCAGGAAGAAGAAAUAGCUGGUAUUUUCAUUUAUUUUCAUUUAUUUUCAUUUAUUGUCAUAAAAUAUUAUACACAUUCUGUUGUUUUUAACAAUAUCGCAGUCGUGUGUACAAUUGCCGUUUACUCGAAACGAAACAUUAACAUUAAGAUAGGUACAGAUUAAAAAAAUUUAUCUAAUGUCUCGCGUAGUUUGUACAACUGUACAAUGAGAGUUUUUCGCGACAUGCUCGAGCAUUAACAGCAGCUUACUUUUUUGAUCUCGUUACGUAGCUUCAGUACGUGAAGCAUGGUUUUUUGUAAGUUCACGGUUGACAAUGUGACGAUCGAGGACAAAGAUAUGAUUUAUGUCUGUCGUUCCACAUUAAGUUUUACGAUUUCCGACAACGCCGUACUGUUAUCGUGUACACAGUUUUCAAGCACUUUUUACAAUUCAUCUUUUUGCUGUUGUGUUCUGCCUUCGUCCAAAUCCGGUCGUAUCGGCAAACGUUCCCAGAAGCUCAUUCUAUCUGGGUUAAGGUUCUUCGACAUUUCAAUGCCAUUGUUCCCUAUACGAAGAUACUCGAGAUCCUUAGUUCUAACAGGCUUCCAUUUCACUGGUACUUCUUCUGUUACUUCCGGGGUAGGGUUUCUGGAAAAUAAUUAAUUACUCAACAGAGUGCAUGAAAAUGCAAUUGCUACUUCGUUGCACAGUGUUGUUUAAUUUUGAAAAGAAAUAUAAUGCAAUGAAGAAUCAACUUGCGAUAACUUACCCAGAACUGGCGAAGUUAUACCAGAAACUCGUUAUGAGAUCAAUCAUUUUGUAAUCCUGUUUGCUCAGUGGUAUAUCCUUGAAUAGUUCUUCCCCGACAGGGAAUAAAUAUUGAAGAUCAUCGGCAUGCGAUACUCCGUAAUCAUUGUUAGGAUCACCGAAUAUCAUACUAAACGAAGCGCUUGCUCGGUACGCCAAGUAAUAAUAAUAUACAGGAGAGGAUUGUUUUUCAAGAUAAUUAAUCACCGAAGUUUGAGCCGCGUGGAUGAACCAAGCAUCGCUGUACAUCUGUGAAAUAUUCAAAGAAACUCCAAAAAUAUUCGAUUUAAAUGACACAUUCUUUAAGAGCCAAUGUUACCAGUUGCUUUCGUCACGCAAACCUUCGAGUUCAACACGAGUCAUUGAUCCCAACAGCGAGCUGAUAAACCAUUUGCAGAGUUGCAAAUAAAGAAUACUCACAUCAAUCAGUUUGAAUCGCGUAGAAUUGUCGAUCGGUGCUUUGCCGAAAUAAAAUUCUCGUAUUUCCGAUGCCACGCGUUUCUGCUCAUCCUUAGGACACGUUUCUCCAAACAAUAACGUUAUAGGCGCAAUGUUCAGGAAAUCAUUGUUCAAUCUUUUAAUCAAUUCUCCAUUGUUCCGUGUGUAUAACCCUGAUGAAAAGAAUAAUGAUCGAACGAUUAAUUUUAAUGUGGAAGAAUAAUUGCAAACACGAAAGCGUAUAAUGAAGUUAAUCAUACCUGGUACUAUCAGGGAUCCUUCCUCGGAUGUAAUUCCUGUCAUCCAUGGAAUGUCCGAGAGACGACCAUGUUUCGACGAGAUUGCUGGGUCUUCCGUUAAGAAAGCACCCGGGUGAACAGGUUCGAUUACCGGUCUGAAGGGUAUCAUUGGGCAGUAACCAAAUACCUAAUGGAAAAACAUCUUGUUAAUAUCGUUCGAAGAUUCUUUUUAACCGAUUUCAAAAAUGAAGCUUCUGUAUUCGAUAAUAAGUCUUCAUUGCAUAAUUAUCUUAAUUUUGAUUAAAAAGUAUAUAUUUUAAAAAUUUAUAUACAGUAAAAUUUUGUAAUAUUGCAAAUUUGCAUCCAUGUUUUCGUAGCAUAUUUGCAACACAAUGCAACGAAGUUUAUUAAGUAAUCCAUUUGCGCUGAGCGCGGCACUUUGAAUUUUUAUCCUAAGAUUUCCAUUUCUCGAGGAACGCUGAAAGACUUACAAUGAAAUAUCUCAAUUGCCGCGAAGAUUUAAGCGUUUCAUUUGAAUUAUUAUUCAAACCACCGUGAAUGCAUUCAAACGUCAGGUUUCAAAGUAGAAACUCCUCAAAGGACAAACGCAGUCGAUUUAUCGCUUCAUUUUAUACACUAUACGCUUUCACUUCCAGUCGCGUUAACACACUUCCUUGUCGUGAAAUCGUUUCAUACCGGUAUUUUCCUGUUACUUUAUACAGUUUAUUUCACGAAAAACACGCGUUGUUCGGUUAAAAAUUACGAACAUUUCGCGCUCAUCGAUUUUCGUUGGGAACGUAAAACGCAAGCAGGAAUAAAGUAUAAGAAAUUUAGAUAAUUAUAUUCACGAAUGCAUGAAACUGGUUUUUCCAGAAGUUGGAACCACUAUUUAGUAGUCACAAGUACGAGUUAUUUCGCUAGGUGAUAUUAGAUUUCCGAUAAUUUUCUGACGGGAAAAUCAUUCCACGAAAUGUCGAGGCAUUCCAUUGAAAAUUUAAUUGAAUCAACUUUGAAAAACAAUUUCGUAAUCAGUUGAUUAUAUCAUAAUUAAUACCUAAUAUAAUCAAUAAAACUAGAAUACAAAUUUAAACAUGACGUCGAUCAUUAAAGUUGUAACAAGGUAUGCUUGUUAAUUAACCAGUGAGAGAUAAGAAUUUGUAGGAAAAAGAAAUUUAUUCAGGAGUCGAGGGUUUAAUUAUGGUGUUAAUUAACGUAAACAUUAUCACGGUAACAAUGAGUGUAAGAAUGUUAAGUACACAAGUCGAGUAUGAAUUUUCAGCGAGAAAUACAAAGGAAUGUAUCGUAUCUGGUUUUAAUAGCGCAAUUAUAAGUUAUGAAAUCGUGUAGUACUACUACGACUGGAUUUUUACAUUAUUCUUGAUUUCAAUAUACUUAUAUAAUAGGAAUCAAUUUACAGACCGGACCGUCAUUUGUUUUAAACGCACGGCGGUCGAUUUCAAUGCCAGGGUAUAUGCCUUGUGUAAUUAUUAACGUUGUACAUAGUAAAGUCUCGUUAAUCCAAACUUGCUUGACUGGAUAUGUACUCCAUUAAUCUCAGAUAUGUACAAUGGAAGAAGAAAUUAAAUGAAGAUCACUGUUUCUGCAAGUUCGUUAAUAUAUUUGUAUCGAUGACUUGCAAAAUCUACGAGGAAAGAUUCUUAUCAAAUAUUAAUUUAUUCUUCUUCCUCACAAUAUCGUGUUUCUUCUGAGAAUUUUGGUAAUUUUUUUUUAACAACCGGUUUCAACAUUAGUUAUAUCAAAGAAGUCUAAAUUGUUAUAUUAAAUAUAGAAAUUUAAUAAGCUCUAAAGUUUGAUUAUAAUAUUAAAUCCUGCAUUCAAUUUUACUUUAAAGUUAUGUUUUUUGAAUUAUUCGUGGAAAAGAGCAUUAUAUUGAAAUUCAGAUUAAUAGACCUUCGCUAUAUUUUCACAUGAUUAUUAAAUGGUACAAGGACACUUUGGUUUCGCUAAUUUUUUUGUGAAACAUUCGUAACACGCUUACUUAUGCAUGAAAGGAUUAAACCUUGGUAAAUCAUAAAAUUGUAUAAUUGAACAGCUGUCUGAAGUGCAUAUUAAUGUGCAGAUAUGUAAAUAAUAUAAUACAGAUAGACAAGCUUGUAAUACCUGACUCAUAAAGUGAUAAUUAAAAUAAUUAACGAUAAGUAUCAAAAGAUGAUUGAUUAUAGGAUAAAUUAUAAUUUAAGUAACAAUGUAUCAAUCUUCCAGACAAAUUAAUAUCCGCGAUAAAUGGUUUCUCUUUAAAUCUAAAUUUAGAUUAAAAAUUCAAAGCUCAUAGUAAUUAAAUCUGACUUUGAAAUUUUAUUAUCAUCUAUAUCUCUUGAAAUAAGGUUUAGUUUUUGUCAGUGAAUUAUUAUUGUAUUUUAUGGUCUGAUAAAUAAUUGCAACUUACUUGAAAAGCACGAUCGGUGGCAAUAAUAUCGACGGCAUUUUUCUUACGAAGACAAGCGAGCAGCUGUUUCGAGUCUGACGGACAAUCCAAAAUUUCAGCCAACUUUAGAGCCUUCUUUUUGGGAGAACCUGGUUUUGCCAGAGCCCAUGGACAGUGGCCAUUACCGCUUUGUGAGAUAGCCCGAUGAAAAAGUCCUGUUCGGAACCGUGUAGAAUUGGAGAAAAAUAUUAAAGAAUAACUAGUCCGCCUGUUUUUUUAAAUGCCAAUUCCAAAUUACGUUUUUCUUUGGUACGCGUGUUCUGAAUUCGAAGUAGUUACUCAUGGGAAUCCUGAUUCACGGUAAUUUAUUCCUACUAUCCGCGGGUUUAAUAUACCGGUUACAUAAUGUAUUGUUCUUUGAGCUUAUCAAAAUGGAAAAAUUGUGCCAUGUAUACUGUAACACGGAUUACUAUGAAAACUUUUAUGACUAACACCGCGAUUCAUACAUUAAUUGCUUCGACUUCUUUUCCUUGUUGCGAAAUGUCGAAGCUAUUACCAGUUUCAUCGUAAAACAGUAUCAUUAUCGUUUAACAGAUAAUUAUUACUAACCUUUGCUCAAAUUACUCAUCAUGUGGUAAUGAACACUGGCUCCUCCCGCGCUCUCUCCAAAAAUAGUUACACGAUUUGGAUCACCCCCAAAAGCAGCAAUAUUUUCGUGUACCCAUCUAAUGGAUUGCGCUUGGUCCUUUAGUCCAUUAUUUCCAGGACACACUGUGUCUUCGGUGCUCAAAAAUCCCAGUGGUCCCAGUCUGAAAAAUGACAUUAAUUAAUAUUGAAAAAAAAAAAACAUAU